Geodia barretti is the source of this 891-nucleotide messenger RNA. Lineage: Eukaryota; Metazoa; Porifera; Demospongiae; Tetractinellida; Geodiidae. The record is from the annotation of a GenBank genome assembly.
AUGAAGGCAUUGAAAGCAGGCGGUGCCGAAGCCUUUGUCUGUGCAUCAAACCCGCUCAGUACCCAAGACGAUGUCGCUGCAUCUCUCGUUGUUGACGAGGAGAUCGGCGUUUUUGCCAUCAACGGCGAAGAUACAGAAACCUAUUACAAACACAUUGAUGCUACGCUUGAUUUACAACCCACCAUUACCAUGGAUGACGGUGCUGAUCUCGUUUCAAGACUCCAUUCUGAGGAGACUAACCCCGCUUUGGUUGAGCAAGUUGUCGCAGGAACGGAAGAGACAACAACCGGUGUUAUCCGACUCAAGAGCAUGGCGGCUGAAGCUUUGGAAGCGGUGAUGGACGGGUUCCGGGUGAUGCCGAUGCAGAAAGCCGUUCAGGAAGCGGGACUCGUUGUGACACUCACAGGCGAUAUUCAUGUCUUACGUAAGGAACAUUUUGAAGCGAUGAAGGAUGGAGCGAUUAUUGCGAAUUCCGGUCACUUCAACGUCGAAAUUGAUAUUCCCGCGCUCGAAAAGUUGAGCGUUGAUAAGCGGAGCGCGCGCCCUUAUGUAGACGCAUAUACACUUGAAGAUGGUAAGAAACUCUACCUUAUUGGUGAAGGUAGGUUGGUGAAUCUCGCUGCUGCUGAGGGGCAUCCCGCGAGUGUCAUGGACAUGAGUUUUGCCAACCAGGCACUGUCGCUUGAAUACAUUGCUAAAAAUCGUGAUCAGCUUGAGAAUCGCGUGUACGAUGUUCCUGAAUCUAUUGACGAUGCCAUUGCACUGUUGAAGCUGCAAGCAUUCGGUAUUGAAAUUGACACACUCACGGCGGAGCAGGAGAAAAUAUCUCAACUCAUGGGAAAUGGGAACUUAGCAUCAUUUCUUGGCACUGUUUCAUAUACUGCAGUACAU